AAUUAGUGAAUUUUUAACGAGGAACAAACAGGGUCUAAGAAAUAACACAAUUCAAUUCAGUAACAACAAUCUCCUUCGCCAGUCGCCACCACCACCACCACCUAACUCCGGCUUCCUCCGCCGCCGCCGACUCCACUGCCACCACCUAACUCCGUUUUCUCCGCCACUUCCUAUCCGCCGCUACUAUCAGAUCCUACAGCCGUAUACUCGAAAACAAUCUCCGCCGCAUUAGUUGAACUGCUCGAUAUCAACAAAAAAAAACCAGAGUCGGUGCAUUGGAGUGAAUCGGUGUUUUGAUCCACAAUUCAGUCCGAAUCAUCAUCCAUCGAUAAUUAACAAUGGAAGAUGAUUUCGAAUGUUCAAUUCCAGUUGCAAGAGGUGGACCAAUUUAUGUUUCAAAUAUGGUUGCCUCUGUCACUAGGGUUCCUCUUUUUCAGGAUUCACUUCAAUCUGAACUUCAGAGUCUAGAAGCUGAGUUACCUCAAGAUUCUUCUCAUGAUUUAUCGGUUGAUGAUCUUAAAGUUUAUACAGAUGAUGAUUUGAUGGACAUGGCUUUGAAACAAGUAUUCCAGGAUAAAGAGAACAAUGAAAAUCAUCCACCAUUGAAUCAACCUAAUGCAGAGUGUCAGAAGAAGCGCUUCAAGAGAAAGGGUAGUGGAACAAAUAAUCCUAUUCUUGAUAGUAAUCGUAUAGAAAAGGUGGAGGAGGUUGUAAGAAUCAAACAGAAGCAGGAAGCAGACAAGGCGGAAGUCAGACUUCAUUCAUUUGAUCCUCUUUGCAAGAUCGAUGAACUCACCAACAAGUCAGUAGGAACUGAAAGGAUGAUGUCUCUUAGGUCCACAAGUUCUGCCCGAAAGGUGAACACAGCGGGCCUUCAGGAACACAUACCUGUGCAAAAUCCAGAAGUUGUUCUCUUUGUAGAGAUUUACCAUAAUGUUCGAAAAGGUGUUAAGAUCCAAGAGUUGUUAGUUCUUGGUGGACAGACCUUAGCAGUACUGAAGGACAAGAUCUGUUGCUCAACGGACCAGAUUAUGCAAAAAGCUGGACAACAUGAUCCUUCUGGUUAUUUUCUCAUUGAGGAUGUAUUUUACACUGAUUUGAGGGAUCCAUCUGCUAUUGAUUUGACCAGACCCAUAAUUGAUUGGCUCCGAAAUUCCAAGGAGGAGGCACAAAAGAAAUGGGAAUGUAUUAUAAAUGGAAAAUUGCAGCAAAAACAAAAGGCAGUCAUUGGCGAAGCAUCUGCAUCACACGUGCCUCGUUUUGCAUCUGUUCAGAUGCACAUGACACGUUUUUGUGACUUAAGCUUUCGACUUGGUGCUGGAUACCUUUAUUGUCAUCAGGGUGACUGUACCCAUACCUUAGUAAUACGAGAUAUGAGGUUCAUUCAUGCGGAUGAUGUACAUAAUCAAGCUGUUUAUCCAAUAGUCACAUUUCAACUGAAGAUGCUUUUUAAAAAAUGUAGAGUUUGCAAAAUAUUCAGAGCUACUAAGGUCACAGUGGAUGACAAAUGGGCACCCGAAAACCCUUGUCAUUUUUGUGAUGAAUGUUUUUCCUUACUUCACCUAGCAGAGGAUGGCUCGCCAUUGUAUACUAACUUCGUAGAAUAUGAUUAUAAUCAUGAUUAAUUGUUGUUAGCCUUGAAGUGCACAUACCGACUAUAUCACA
This is a messenger RNA of Vicia villosa (hairy vetch), 1665 nucleotides long. Its product is annotated as snRNA-activating protein complex subunit. Gene Ontology annotation, biological process: snRNA transcription by RNA polymerase III; snRNA transcription by RNA polymerase II. NCBI's taxonomy places the organism in Eukaryota, Viridiplantae, Streptophyta, Magnoliopsida, Fabales, Fabaceae. Gene Ontology annotation, cellular component: snRNA-activating protein complex. The transcript has 9 exons. The record is from RefSeq and is a predicted model, not a curated record. Gene Ontology annotation, molecular function: core promoter sequence-specific DNA binding; RNA polymerase III type 3 promoter sequence-specific DNA binding; bent DNA binding. Bases 339 to 1625 code for a protein of 428 amino acids.